Monodelphis domestica (gray short-tailed opossum) is the source of this 5501-nucleotide messenger RNA. It is a transcript of the gene OCRL, whose product is annotated as OCRL inositol polyphosphate-5-phosphatase. Gene Ontology annotation, molecular function: inositol phosphate phosphatase activity; phosphatidylinositol-4,5-bisphosphate 5-phosphatase activity. Gene Ontology annotation, cellular component: membrane; cytoplasm. The record is from RefSeq and is a predicted model, not a curated record. Gene Ontology annotation, biological process: phosphatidylinositol dephosphorylation; signal transduction. NCBI's taxonomy places the organism in Eukaryota, Metazoa, Chordata, Mammalia, Didelphimorphia, Didelphidae.
GGGUGCUCACUUGGUGCACUCGUUCUGGCUCCCAGACCGUUGGUGGCGGCGGCGGCGCUCUCUCACAGACGGAACGCGGGAGCUCUCUGGGAAGGCGUUGGGCUAUUCUCCCGACAGGCGACAAGUAGGCAGACCGUCUGAGGGCCCAUAAGACCGGCUGAGGUGGGAAGGAGAGGGCCGGCGAUUGGGCCGUCGGGUUUACCCCGUGUGACCGCUGCUCGCCAGCCUCGGCGACCUGCCGCCCAGCCGCCGGGAUGGAUCGGCCCUCGCCCAGGACGCCGAUCUUCACAACAAUCGAGGGCUGGGAGCUGAAGGCCGCCGAGCGCGAGGCCUGCCGCCUGACCCUGGUCCGAAGGGGCGUACAGUCUGAGUUAAUAAUCCAGUAUUAUGAAAAGGAGAUGCCCACACAAGAUGUCAUUCCUAUUAAUAGCCACUUUAAAUGUAUACAAGAAGCAGCAGAAACUCUACUGAUUGACAUAGCGGCCAACACUCCCUGCAAAAUUCGGAUCCAAGGUGACUGUAUCGGAGAGCGCCUCUUUGAAAUCCCUGACGAGGACCAGUGCUUGGCUUUUCUUACAGAUAUCCUUGCUGCUCAGGAUGCUCAUAAAACAGCUUCAGUUCCUGAGUUCAGGGAGUCAACCAGCUGGUACCAGAAAUUAGAUGUUUCGGAAAAAACUCCCAGUGAAACUGAUGUUUCAGGCGUGCUUGGAUUUGAAGAUAAUUUUACUGAAAUGAGCUUGGAGAAGAAAAGAAAUAUUCACAAUAAGCAGAUGAGGACUCGUCGGGAGCCCCCACCACCACCCAGCCAAACAAGCAAAUCGUUUUUACGUGAGAAGGAGGGUGGAGGCAGAGACCAGCCUAAAGUGAGCAGUACCAUGCGUAAGCUCUUUGUGCCCACCUCUCAGUCUGGACAGCGAGAGGGGCUCAUCAGACACAUUCUGGCAAAGCGAGAGAAAGAAUAUGUGAAUCUUCAAACAUUCAGGUUUUUUAUUGGAACAUGGAAUGUGAAUGGUCAGUCUCCAGACAGCGCUUUGGAACCCUGGCUCAAUUGUGAUACGGAUCCUCCAGAUAUUUACUGCCUUGGGUUUCAAGAACUGGAUUUAAGCACAGAAGCUUUCUUCUACUUUGAGUCCACAAAGGAGCAGGAAUGGCUAACAUCUGUGGACAGAGCCUUACACUAUAAAUGCAAGUAUAAGAAAGUUCAGUUGGUUCGCCUGGUUGGGAUGAUGCUCCUUAUAUUUGCCAAGAAGGAUCAAUGUAAAUACCUCCAUGAUGUUGUGACUGAAACUGUGGGAACAGGACUCAUGGGGAAAAUGGGUAACAAAGGUGCUGUUGCUGUGCGGUUUUUAUUCCACAACACUACAUUUUGCAUUGUCAAUUCCCAUCUGGCUGCCCACGUGGAAGACUUUGAACGUCGAAAUCAGGAUUAUAAAGACAUCUGUUCCCGAAUGACUUUCUCGGUCCCAAAUCAGGGCCAUCUAAACAUCAUGAAGCACGAUGUUGUUAUCUGGUUGGGAGAUUUGAACUAUAGACUCUGCAUGCCUGAUGCCAAUGAGGUGAAAACUCUUAUUAACAGGAAUGAACUUCCCAAGCUCUUGAAGCUGGACCAGCUGAACAUUCAACGUUCUCACAAGAAAGCAUUUGCUGACUUCACAGAAGGCGAAAUUCGCUUCAUGCCUACCUACAAGUUUGACCCGAAAACAGACAGAUGGGAUUCCAGUGGGAAAUGUCGCACUCCAGCAUGGUGUGAUCGAAUCCUUUGGAGAGGGACUAAUGUUAAUCAGCAACGCUACUGGAGUCAUAUGGAACUCAAAACCAGUGACCACAAACCUGUCAGUUCUCUCUUCCUCAUUGGGGUGAAGGUUGUGGAUGACCGAAGAUACCGGAAGGUAUUUGAGGACAGUGUUCGUAUCAUGGACAGAAUGGAAAAUGAUUUCCUUCCUUCAUUAGAACUCAGCAAGAGGGAAUUUGUAUUUGAGAAGGUGAAAUUCCGUCAGCUCCAGAAACAGAAAUUCCAGGUCACCAACAAUGGCCAAGUGCCCUGUCAUUUUUCCUUCAUCCCGAAGCUCAGCGACAGCCAGUACUGCAAGCCCUGGCUUCGGGCUGAGCCCUGUGAGGGCUACUUGGAACCAAAUGAGAUGGUCGACAUUUCCUUGGAUGUCUAUGUCAGUAAGGACUCAGUGACGCUCCUGAAUUCAGGGGAAGAUAAGAUCGAAGAUAUUCUUGUCCUUCACUUGGACCGAGGCAAAGAUUACUUCCUGACCAUCAGUGGGAGUUACCUCCCGAGCUGCUUUGGCACCUCAUUAGAAGCUUUGUGCCGAAUGAAAAGACCCAUUAGAGAAGUUCCCGUCACCAAGCUCAUUGACCUGGGAGAAGACAGCUUCGUAGAAAAGGAGAGUCCUCUUCUGCCUUUGGCUCCUGUGGAGGGGAAUGCCAGCGAGAGACCCCUUCAAAUUCCCAAAGAAAUCUGGCUUUUGGUGGAUCACUUAUAUAAGAAUGGCUGUCAACAGGAGGACCUAUUCCAGACCCCUGGAAUGCAAGAAGAGUUACAGCAGAUCAUCGAUUGUCUGGAUACCAGCAUCCCGGAGACAAUCCCUGGCAGCAAUCACUCUGUGGCCGAAGCACUCCUCAUCUUCCUGGAGGCCCUUCCAGAACCUGUGAUCUGUUAUGAGCUGUAUCAGAGAUGCCUUGACUAUUCACAUGACCCCUGCCUCGCCCGACAGGUGGUUUCACAUCUCCCAAGGUGCCACAGAAGCGUUUUCCGGUAUCUGAUGUCUUUUCUCCGGGAGCUCUUAAAGCACUCUAAAGCAAACAACGUCAAUGUCAACAUGAUUGCCAACCUCUUCUCUGGUCUUCUGCUACGUCCUUCACCUAAUCUGAUGUCAAGACAGACUGCCAACGAUCGUCAACAUGCUAUCCAGUUUCUCUUGGGGUUCCUGCUUAGCGGUGACGAAGACUAAUUCUCUUCACCUUGCAUCCUCCACCCCCUUCCCGAGGUUCUAGCAUGGAGGAUCACUAGCUUUGAGUAAUAAGACUUAGUUGAAGGAGUUUUUGCCACCAGGAGAGUUCCAUGGCUUUUAGCUGCUGGCUAUUGAAAAAUCGACAGUUUACAGUACUUGGGGGAGUCUUCUAAUAACUCCUCCACCCUACAGAACACAAAUUACUGGUCCUGAUUCAUUAGAGAAUUUUAGACUCAACAUGUUGCCAAGCCAAAGUCUCCACAUUUUGGUAGUUAUGUGCUUUAUCUUUAUGGAGCAAAGAGAUCUGUAUUAAUACUCCAGUGUUCUCCCAAUCUGUGUGUUGCCCAGCUCUGACUGUCCUGUCUGUACUUAGCACCCUAGACUUGGGGUCUGAGAUGUGAACAUUCUAAGCUGAUAUGCACUAUUGCUUGAGAUGAGAUUUGUAUCUGUCCGUCAUUCAUCUUAAGCAUAUUUGGUUCUUUUCCCUGCCCCAUUCCCAUCCCCUGAUCCCAUCUCCCCAUCUCCACCCCUUGCUCCAAUCCUUGGCCUCUGCCCCAUCCCUACCCCUGUCCCGUCCCCAUCCCUGCCCCAUCCCAAACCCCUCAACCAGUAGCAUCACUUUGGAGAAGAUCUGGCUGGAUAAGGCUCCUGGGGUGACUUACUUGUUUCACUGCCAGCAUGUGACCAUCACGUGCCUUUGUGCACUUUUACUACAGUGGCAUUUUUGUGUCUCUUGCUAUCUAUCCAGAAGUCUGUUCAUGUGCCUCCAGUGGCUAGGGCCAUCUUCCCUUCUCUCAAACCAUAUCCAGCAACUGAACCAUAGUGACUACUAGAAAAUAGUUCUCAUGUCCUGUUUGACGCAGAGGCCUACAACCAAAAUGAAUGCAACCUGGGUGCCGGGAGGGUUAAGGUAUUUGUAUAUAUGUCUUGUGAGUCCUGUCUGGGAGCAAGGGUAUUGUUCUGUUUUUCUCUCCUUCACAUAUGAGGAAUCACUGGCUCUGGGUGUCCUUGGAACUUACUCCCCCUCUUAGAACCUCAUCUUUCUUCCCAAGCAGCACUUAUACACCAUAGGAAGUAUUGGGGCUAACUCCAGCUGUCUUCACUGGAGAUAACCUUGAAAUCCUCAAGAGCCUUGACAUUCAUCCUUGGUACCAAAGGGCAAUCAGAAUCCUCCUGCUCACAAAGAAAUCUGCUCCUUCAAGGGUUUGUGACUGGUGUAGACAGAUUAUUGGGUUCUUCCAGUGUAGCACACAACCACCUUUUCACGUACUAGGUCAAAGAGGUGACAGUUUACCAAAAUGACAUUGGGGCCAACAAAGCACCUUAUUUCCUUGCCUUUAAGAUCUCUCUGCAUUGUUCGUUAAAAAUGGACCAGCGGGUUUUUUUGGCUUAACCUUUAUUAGUAAGUUGGUUGCCAACCAUUAAUCGAAUUGCCUGAUGUGAACCACCCCUCCCCCUUGAGAGCCACAAUAGGAAAUGACUCAUUCUUGCCUUUUCUUGAAAUUGAAAUUAGAGGUGCUUAACUUGUACAGUCCUUUUAUUACUCAGGUGCUAUAGGCACUUGUUCCUUUAGCACUCCAGAUGGAGGGAUAUUAGAAGCCAUGCCACUGAAUGGCUCUUUGAUCUCUUGAGAAUUAUUUUCAUGACAUGGAAGAAACAUCAGUCUACCUGACUGAGAAAGCCAAUCUGAUUCAGCCCAUUCUUUGGAAAUAAGAAUGAAGUUAUCAGUGCCAAACAGUUUGAAAGAUCUGUUAGCCCUCAGAUAAUUUUUUGUUUCAGUUGGCUAAUGGAAGACUGAAAUCAUAUGGUCUUGCCCAUUUCCAUUGGUCCAGAAAGUUGAGGAGGUUAUAGGAAUUAGGACAUAUAGGGACAAAGGGCAGGAAAGAAUCUUUCCCAGACCAGCUUUCUGCUAUGUUGUCAACCAGGAAUCUCAAGAGUCAACAAGGAAGUGUGGCUACUGGCUAUUUGUGGGUAGCAAGUGUGUAGCCACCAAACCUACUUUAUUUCAAGAUCUAAGUACCAAGUGGUUUCUCUGCCUCAAUCUGUUCUGUAGCUCUGGCCAUGAGAUGUUAUCAGAGCUGAAGGUUUUGGACAAUCCAUAGGUAGAUAGGGGGUUUAGGGGAGGGGAGAAGCAAGAGGUGAAAAGUCACUUCCCUCUGGCCUGCUUGGUCCAGGCUUCCAGCCUCCACUUCCUAAGUAUCUCCCACUUCCUCAGUACCUCGUUUGUUCAUCCAUUAUUGCCUCCUCCAAAGGUGGAUGCCACAUCCUGCUGGUGGGGAGAAACUUUGCAUUUACUGUUAUUGUUGUUGUUUGUUGUUGUUGUUGUUGAAAAGGGUUCUAGCCCUUGGGGCUUUGUUGUUUUCUCUUACUGUUUUUCAUUGUUUUGACUCUUCCUCCAAAAUAAGUUGUUGUCUUGUUUUUCCCCAAGGGGUCUUAGCUGCUAGUGGGUCCCCUUUAUCUUGUUGGUAUCUUUUUUAUUAUUAUAAUUUAUUGGAAAACUUCAUUCCCUUGAAUAAAUCUGUGUUGUACAACAUUGAAAAA